AUGCGCGUGCAGGUGCGCAAUCCGGUGUCGCCGUUCAACCGCUACCUGGUGGCGCUGUACCGCUGCGAGGAGGGCCACGCGCUGCGCCAGCCGCGCCACGACCGCCUCUUCUGCUCGCGCCAGCGCUGGCUGGGCGACCCGCCGGACUGCCAGCCCGUCGCUGCCGCCACCGCCACGCCCGACGUCGAGGCUGCGGCUGCCGUCGCGACCACCAGGGCCGCAGACGCCACCACCACCAGCACCACCACCACCAGCACCACAGUCGCCGCCACCAUCACCACAGCCGGUCUUCCUGCGGGCGGCGAGCCUUCCUCAGCGCCACCAGAGGACGCCUGCGGCCCGGACCGCGGCGGCUGCGAGCACGUGUGUACCGACGUGGAGGGACGCGCCGUCUGCUCCUGCUACCGCGGCUUCCUGCUCUCCGAUGGCGCCUGCACCGACGUGGACGAAUGCAUCGCGGACAAUGGCGGGUGCGAGCAGCAGUGUGUGAACACUGCCGGCUCCUACAGCUGCGCCUGCAAGGAGGGUUUGCGACUCGCCGCCGACGGCAAGCACUGCCUCGACGUGAACGAGUGCCUGCUGCGGAACGGGCACGGGCCGUGCCAGGACCGGUGCGAGAACGAGUGGGGCGGCUACCGGUGCUCGUGCGAGGGCCUGCCCGGCACGCGGCUCGCCGCCGACGGCCACACGUGCGAAGACGUGGACGAGUGCGCCGACGGCUCGGCCGGCUGCUCGCACGGCUGCCUCAACACGCUGGGCAGCGCCUUCUGCCUCUGCCCGCCCGGCUUCAUCCUCGGCUCCGACUGGAAGACCUGCCAGGACAUCGACGAGUGCGCGGAGGGCGGCGACGCGGGCUGCCUGCACGGCUGCCACAACUUCCCCGGCGGCUUCCGCUGCGCCUGCCCGACCGGCUACCAGCCCGCCGAGGGCGCCACUGCGCAGCCGCAGGACAGCGACGUCGCCGCCGACGACCAGCAGCGCUGCGUCGACGUCGACGAGUGCGCCGCCGACAGCGCCGAGGUAGACGGCGGGUCGUGCUCGCACGAGUGCAGCAACAGCGAGGGCAGCUUCUCGUGCUCGUGCCCGGCCGGCUUCGUGCUCGGCUCGGACGAGCGCACCUGCCGUGACGUGGACGAGUGCGAGUCCGGGGAGGCGCGCUGCGCGCAGGACUGCCUCAACACCAUCGGCAGCUUCAGCUGCGACUGCGCCGACGGCUUCCGGCUGGCCGACGACCAGCGCUCCUGCAGGGACGUCGACGAGUGCUCCGCUGACGAGGAUGUCUUCCCCGGAGAGACGCGCUGCUCCCACCGCUGCGUCAACACGGAAGGCUCUUUCAGCUGCCAUUGCCCUGCAGGGUUCGCUCUCGGAGAAGACUCCAGAACGUGUAAUGACCUCGACGAGUGCCUCGGUGAGCACAACUGUUCCCACGAGUGUAUCAACGAAGAAGGUAGCUAUAGAUGUGGAUGUCCCGACGGACAGCUGCUCAAAAGGGAUCGUAGAACAUGUGAACUGGAGGAAAACUGUUUCAGUAAGAUGGACGAUGGCUCUGGCAGACUGUGUACGCAAGAGUGUGUGGGGGACGGCGGGGAUAUUAUCUGCAAGUGUCCACCUGGAUACGUUCUUUCAGACGGUGAAAGCAGGUGUGAUGACGUAGAUGAGUGUGCGGGCGAGGCGAAAGACGUUUGUUCCCACAACUGCACCAACAUUCCAGGAGGUUUCGUGUGUAUUUGUCCAGAAGGAUAUAUCUUGUCAAAGGACCACAGAACGUGCGUAGAUGACGAUGAAUGUGACAGCAACGAAACGGAGCUAGGUUGUUCUCACGGCUGUGUCAACACCGAAGGCAGUUUCCGAUGCACGUGUCCGGCUGGUUUCGUGCUGGACAGCGAUUUGUUGAACUGUAAGGACAUAGACGAGUGCUCCGAGUUCGAACGCAAUGAAAAUGCCUCUAGAUGCUCCCACGCGUGUGUUAACGAUCCUGGCAGCUUCCACUGCACUUGUCCUCCGGGCCUGAUACUCGGCGGCGACUUAUUGUCUUGCAAGGACAUAGACGAAUGCAUGGAUCUCGAGGGCAGUGGGGCAGGAGUUGUCUGCGAACACGGCUGCGUUAACGAGCACGGCAGCUUCAGGUGCACGUGUUUUAAAGGAUUCGCACUUGCUGAUGACAAACGGAGUUGCGAAGACGUAGACGAGUGCGCAGAAGGCAAUGCUCACGGUUGCUCUCAUAUUUGUGCUAAUACCGCUGGGAGCUACCAGUGCAAGUGUCCAGCAGGGUACUACGUGGGCGACGACAACAAAACAUGCGAGGAUAUUGACGAAUGUAAUGAAGAGAGCGGGGAAAUUGUCUGCUUACACUCGUGUAUUAAUUUGCCUGGGAGCUACAAGUGUUCGUGCCCAAUGGGGUACCACCUUCAACGUGACACGGGAGUCUGCGAAGAUAUAGACGAGUGCGAGGCGUACAAGAAAAUAGGAGCAGACGAUGGUUGCAGCCACGACUGUAAGAAUGUGCCAGGGUCCUAUAAGUGCGAAUGUCCAGCCGGAUUUACCCUGUCUCGCAAUCUACGCACUUGCGAAGACAUUGAUGAAUGCAACAACUUCAUAAAUAAUCCCUGCUCCCACGAGUGCAAAAAUUUGCCCGGAAGUUUCUUAUGCUUGUGUCCAGAAGGGUACAAUCUUAAAAGCGAUCUUAUAACAUGCGAGGAUAUAGAUGAGUGUAUCGCGAAAGACGAGAAUGGGACGUCGUUCGUAGAUUGUUCACACGGCUGCGUCAACGAACCGGGGACGUAUCGUUGUACAUGUCCAGAUGGUUUCGAACUGGAUGACGACGAAGAAACUUGCGUAGACAUCGACGAAUGCGAUUAUGAUUUUCCAGUGUGUACAUGUAAUGAAGAGAGCAGCGAAGUUAACUGCUUAAGUUCGUGUGUUAACAUACCUGGGAGUUACAUGUGUUCGUGUCCUUACGGGUACCACCUACAACGCGACACGGGAACCUGUGAAGAUAUAGACGAAUGCGCAGCGUAUAAGAAAAUAGGAGCAGACGAUGGUUGCAGCCACGACUGUAAGAAUGUGCCUGGCUCCUAUAAGUGCGAUUGUCCCGCCGGACUUAAACUGUCUCGCAAUCGACGCACAUGUGAAGACAUAGACGAAUGCAACAACGGAAAUAAUCCCUGUUCCCACGAGUGCGAAAACUUGCAGGGAAGCUACUUAUGCGUGUGUCCGGAAGGGUACACCCUUAAAAGCGAUCGUAGAACUUGCGAAGACAUAGACGAGUGUAUCGCGAAGGACGAGAAUGGGACGUCGUUCGUAGACUGUUCACACGGCUGCGUCAAUGAACCUGGGGGAUAUCGUUGUACGUGUCCAGACGGCUUUGAAUUGGAUGACGAUGAAGAGACCUGCAUAGACAUCGAUGAAUGCCAUCGUAAUAUUUCAGGGUGUACACAUGACUGCAGAAAUCUGCCUGGGAGUUUCAAGUGUGACUGUGCUCCGGGAUUCUUUCUGUUGAACGAUCAAAAAUCUUGCGAUAAUUUUGACGAAUGUGCUUUGAAUGACGAAGGUCAUUCAUAUGCUGGUUGUUCUCAUAACUGUACCAAUCUGGCAAACAGCUUCUUUUGUAGCUGCCCUGAGGGAUACGUCCUUAAUAAACAUGACUCAAGGACGUGUAUUGAUUCUGAUAUUUGUCGAACCAACGAAAACAAAACUUUGUGUUCGCACUUAUGCGUAAGUCUUGACGGGAGCUAUAAGUGUGCUUGUCCUGAAGGGAUGGUUUUGGACAGUGAUCAAAGCACGUGCAUCGACGAGAAAGAAUGUGCUGUGCCGGGCGACGAACUGGACGAGGGCUACGAACGAUGCUGGAGGCAGUGCGGCGAUUCAGAGGGCCAGCUGGUGCACUGCGAGUGCAGCGACGGCUACCGGUGGGACGGCGAGGUGCGGCAGUGCACGGACGUGGACGAGUGCGCGCCGGGCGGCGUGGGCAGGCAGCGCUGCUCCCACGAGUGCGUGAACCGGCCGGGCGGCUACGCGUGCCGCUGCCCCGCAGGCCUGCAGCUGACGCACGACGGUCACGCGUGCCUCCCCACGGGCUGCCUGCACCACAACGGCGGCUGCUCGCACCUCUGCGCCGACACCGACCUCGGGGUGCAGUGCUACUGUCCGCCGGGCUACCGCCUGCUCGAGGACGACCACAAGACCUGCGUCGAGGUGGACGAGUGCCUGGUGAACAACGGCGGCUGCUCUCACGAGUGCCGGAGUACCCUGUCCGGAGUGGAGUGCUCCUGUCCAGACGGAUACGAACUGCGGACUCCGACCACGUGCCACGACGUAGACGAGUGCGCCCUGGACGACGAGGAGGAGGAUGACGACGACGACGAUGACGACGACGACGAAUACGUUGGCGGUGGCUGUUCCCAAUUAUGUGUCAAUACGGAAGGCAGCUACCGCUGCGAGUGUCUCCCAGGCUACCGGCUGUCGGAACAGAAUGGACGAGAAUGCCGCGACGUCGACGAAUGUGCGCACGGGAACUCCUCGAAAGGUGGCGGGCCUCCGUGCUCCCACGGAUGCGUCAACACGGAAGGCAGCUACCGGUGCGAGUGUCCGGAGGGAUUCCAACUCGACGGAGGCAGGCACAACUGCAUCGACGUCGACGAGUGUGAGAGCGACGAGAGGGGGAACUGCAGUUACUUCUGCGUCAACACUGCGGGCAGCUACCGCUGCGAGUGCCCCGACGCCUGGACUCUUUCGUCGGACGGCCAGACCUGCCUGAGGGCUUCCAGAACGUGCGCCGUGCGUAACGGCGGCUGCUCGCACUACUGCGUGGACAUCGGCGGCGGCGUGCGCUGCGAGUGUCCCGAGGGCUUCGCGCUCUCGGACGGAGGCCGGCAGUGCAACGACGUGGACGAGUGCGCGCCCGGCGGCGUCGGCGGCGGCUGCUCGCACCGCUGCGUCAACACGGUGGGCAGCUUCCGGUGCGAGUGCCCCGGCGGGGGACAGCUUGCGGCCGACGGGCGCACCUGCGCGGGACCGUGCCACAGCCUGGCCGAGCCCUGCUCGCACGCCUGCGAGGUGGUGGGCGGCGCAGCGCGCUGCACCUGCCCCGACGGCUACGUGCUCGCCGGCGACGGCCGCUCCUGCGACCUCAACGAGUGCCUCUCGCCGGGCCGCACCGGCUGCUCGCACGGCUGCAUCAACACCGACGGCGGCUUCCGCUGCGAGUGUCCCGCCGGCUUCGUACUCGGGUCUGACGGUCGCACUUGCGAAGAUGUGGAUGAGUGCCUGUCCUCGAAUCACGGGUGCCAGCAGCUGUGCGUCAACACUCUGGGGUCCUUCACCUGUGCUUGCAAGACCGGCUUCCGGCAACGUGGAGACGCCUGUGUUGACGUGGACGAGUGCGAGAUCAACAACGGUGGGUGCAGCUACUUGUGUGUGAAUUCUCCGGGUUCCUUCCACUGCGUCUGCCCCAAGGGCUUCAGACCUAGUGCUAGGAACCGGACGGUGUGUGAAGACGUCAACGAGUGUACGGAGAGGAACGGCGGCUGCAACAUGGACUGCGUCAACACGCCGGGCAGCUUCCUGUGUGUCUGCAGCGACGACUUCGUGCUGGACACCGACGCAAGGACCUGUCGUGAGGCGGUGUGCGGCCCUCCGCCGGCGCCCCUGGGCGGCGAGGUGCGGUGUCCGGGGCUGCCCAGCGGUCCGGGCGCUCGCUACGCGGCGGGCGCCGAGUGCCACGUGCGCUGCGGGCCAGGCUACCGACACCUGGGCACCAGCGUGCUGCGCUGCGCGCCCGCCGGCGUCUGGGAAGGCGCGCAGCCCACCUGCGUGCGGGAGCUCAGGGCUUCUGACGCACCAGCACCUUUCAUUCAGUGCCAAAAUGACGUCAGAAUUGACUUACCUCCAAAUGAGAGCUCUGUCCGUGUUCGUAUUCAACAGCCGAAAUCUAACAUGGACUGGUGGAGGUACAUUGAUUCUGUGCCUCCUUGGGGCAAGCAGCUGGAGACGCAGCUGGGUCCUGGCACCUCAGAGGUAACGUUCAUCGCCAGAAAUCCAAUGGACAACACGACAGCGAGCUGCACCGUCAAGAUACACGUCCAAGACUUGGAGAGCCCAGUAGUGAGGACCUGUCCCCAGUCUUUCGAUGUAUUUCUGCGGCCUGGAGAGCUAUACAGGGCUGUUUCAUGGGUAGAACCGGAAUUUGAAGACAACGUCGGAAUUGAAAACAUAUAUAGAUCUAAGAGUUCAGGAGAGAAGUUCUCAAAGGGCUUACAUCAAAUUAAUUACGUGGCAACGGAUGCUGCUGGAAACAAAGCCAAGUGUCACUUCUCCAUACAUGUGAAAGGUGACGAGAUCAAUAAACCAACUCACAGAUUACGUCCACCGUACAAAAAGACGGUGAUAUGUCCCGGGAAGACGACAACUAAGAAAAUAUAUACAAUUCAUUAUCCCUGGCAGGUGCCUGCCGGCUGCUUCCUGCGCCGCACACGUGUCGUGGCCAGCACGUUCACCGUGCACACGAGGGUGCCCGCCGUCGCUACCCGCUCUGACGAUACAGAGCGCCGCAUCCGGCACCAGUCGGCGGGCGACAGGCGGCACUCGCACGCGUGGCAGCCGUGGGGCGGCGCGCUGGCGCCGCGAGAGGUGCCCGCCGGCCGCGGCUGCUGCUGA
Molecule: messenger RNA, 6654 nt
Organism: Schistocerca americana (American grasshopper)
Lineage: Eukaryota; Metazoa; Arthropoda; Insecta; Orthoptera; Acrididae
Product: fibrillin-1-like
Exons: 22
Coding region: 1-6654 (2217 amino acids)
Molecular function (GO): calcium ion binding
Source: RefSeq, a predicted model, not a curated record